Coregonus clupeaformis (lake whitefish) is the source of this 2339-nucleotide messenger RNA. Its product is annotated as bile acid receptor. The transcript has 11 exons. The record is from RefSeq and is a predicted model, not a curated record. Bases 479 to 2074 code for a protein of 531 amino acids. Gene Ontology annotation, molecular function: RNA polymerase II cis-regulatory region sequence-specific DNA binding; nuclear receptor activity; zinc ion binding. Gene Ontology annotation, biological process: negative regulation of transcription by RNA polymerase II; bile acid signaling pathway; negative regulation of inflammatory response. Lineage: Eukaryota; Metazoa; Chordata; Actinopteri; Salmoniformes; Salmonidae.
ACACACACACACACACACACACACACACACACACACACACACACACUACCCACCCAGGGAGAGUAACUACAGCAUAGUAAUAGUAUACUGUGUAGAUGGGGAAGAGUAUUAAAGGUAUCAGGAUGUUUAUGGAUAAUAUAAUACAUAAUACAAAGAUUGAUCACGGGUCAUGUCAAGUUUUGUUGGUACAGAGACAAGAUAGCAGUGAGUUACCAACUACGGCUAAAUCAUUGAUCCCACUUUGUGAACUCCUCUCCCACGACACACACAGGCUCAGGUGGGUGAUUAUUGGGUCCCAGCUGCUCCGUGGUGGGGUGGGAUCCACCCAGGCCAAACCUGAGCUCCCCACCAGGGACAGGCCCCCAUACGACAGGACCUCUCUCUUCCCUCUGAAUACUCAGCCAGAGCAGCUGUUUGGACAUGAGUCCCAUCUCUGUCUUCUUCUCACACUCUCCUCGCUGUCCCUCGUCUCCCCGUGAUGCCUCUCAGAGGAGCAGAGAUCCAUCACACUGCCACAGACUUCAGCUGCACGCCUCCCCGGUGGACAACAAUUAAGCGGGUGUUCCUAGGGACUGACUGUGGAUCAGCUGUCCAGAUGAGAGAGUGGAGCGAGUCGGAGAUGACCAUGUCUGCCGGUGGUUACCUCUCCACCUUUGAUGGAUACGGCAUCACCGAGCCUCUGCAGUACUACGAUGUGCUGGGGGACCCUUUGGGCUACCCUUUCCAGGAGCCAGACCUACAGGUCCUAGCCUUCAGCCAGCAGCAGUACAGCCCCGUCAACGUGCAAUUCUCUGUCUACGAACCACCUUCCUCGCAGCCCUGCCACCCACCCUACACCCACCCUUACAGCCCCCACUACCUGGAGGCUCCCUGCGAGCCCAGCCCGGAGCCCCAGUGUGGAGGCCUGGGGAAAGGGGGAGGCGGGGUAGGUCUGCCCCUGGUCAAGAGGACCAGGCUGGGCCCUGGAGGGAGGGUGAGGGGCCUGGAUGAGCUUUGUGUGGUGUGUGGAGACAAAGCCUCUGGCUACCAUUACAAUGCCCUCACCUGUGAAGGCUGCAAAGGUUUCUUCCGAAGGAGUGUGACGAAGAAAGCAGUGUACCGGUGUAAAAGUGGCGGAGGCUGUGAGAUGGACAUGUACAUGCGGAGGAAGUGCCAGGACUGCCGCCUGCGGAAAUGUCGUGCUGUGGGCAUGCUAGACGAAUGUCUGCUGACGGAGGUGCAGUGCCAGUCAAAGAGGCUGAGGAAGGGAGCCAAGCACAGAGGAGGAGGGCCUGAGGAGGAGGAAAUCAGGGAGAGCAGGAGCGUCAGCUCCACCAGCAGGUUACCAGGACAGGUGGUGUCUGCAAAUUUGUCAAGAGAACAGAAGCAUGUGCUGGACACGAUGGUGGAGGCUCUUCGGCAGUACAGGGUGCAGGACGCAGGACACUGUAGGGUGUUUGAGGAGACUUGUACAGAGGAUGGUGGAGACAGACUAACGGACAUGGCCUCCCCUCCCUCUCAGAGGCUGCUGCAGUUUGCCAAGAGUGUACCUGGCUUUGAGCUCCUGAACUGCUCGGACCAGAGCACCCUCCUCACUAGUUCCUCUGUGGAAGUCAUGUUUCUGCUCUCAGCGCAGCAGUUCACCCAGAACCCUGCAGCUUCUAGUCCAGCACUACAGCCUUUCAACAUCUCAACUCAUCAUUGGCUGAAAACCUUGGAGUCCAAGGAAAACAUUCAUAGUGGGACCGGCCCUGUAAACUCAGGAGUCAAUGAGGACCUGCUAGGACCCGUGAUCAACUUCUUCCACAGCAUGGCAGCACUGGGGGUGACCGAGGCUGAAUAUGCCCUGCUCACUGCUACAGCACUGCUAUGCUCAGCAGACGAAGCGUCGCUGCGGGUGGUGGCGUGUGUGGAGAGCUUACAGGAGCUGAUCUUGGAGUUGCUGUCCAGAGUGUGCGGAGCCUGGUGUGGAGCCCAGGGCCCUCAGGGAGCCCAGCGCUUCGCUCGCCUGUUGGGGAGACUCACGGAGCUGCGCACGCUACGACACAACCACCUCACCCUGCUCCGACAGCAGCCCUGGGACAGUCAGCCCUGAGACAGACACUGAGCACACAGAGACAGGGAUACAAAUAGUUAAAAUAAUAUAGAUUUAGACUUACUUUUGUAUGUUUUAUCGAAUUUGUACCCCAAAAAAUUAAUUAACACUAUUGGCCAUAUAUGAUUAUGCAGUUUAUCAUGAAAAAUACCAUUAUUUUCAGUGACUGGUUUUUACUGUAAAGUUUAAAGUGACAGACCAGUAUUAAACCAAUAUGAGGUUUGUUAUAUGCAGUACACAGAGGUAUUAAAAGUAUUUUAUCAUA